UACCACCCCAACAGUUGCUGUGAAUCUUAAGGGGGUCCAAUGACUGACUAGGGCAAAGGGUUUAGCUGGAUUCACAACGUGAUAUCUUGGUGAAAUAAGACAAGAGGGCACACUUUGCUGAAUGCAUCUCACUGACAGUGCAUACCUCUUCCAGUCCGUCCAGCAGGCCCUCUUCUGUUUCUGCAGCCAUGGCGAGACGUAAGGCAAAGAAGCCGCAGCUAGACGACACUUCAAUCCUCCUGGAGUCCUCAGCGCCUCAUUCCAGGGGAAUCACGAACUCUUACACCUCUCCAGCUCUAUUGUUCAUAAUUAUCUUCAUGGUCGGUGCCAGUAUAAUGGGGUGGUUUUGUGUGCAACAGCAGCAGAGUCUCGACGAUCUGUCAGGGUCCUUUACAACAAUGCAAAAGAGAAUCACAAAGCUUCAACAGGUGCUGGACGUAACGGACGAGCAGACUGACACAGGUCUGAACGUGGAGAAGAGGAUCGUCACCCUGGAGGAGGCUCACAAACAGGCUCAAGAGGAGGCUGAGGUUGCCCAGGCCACGUCAGAGAAGUUGCACAAUUCCGACCUCUUCUCACAGUUUUUGGACCUCCAUGAUGAGAUGGACACCCGCUUAGCUGAGAUAAACCAGGUCUCCGUAUCCGCCUCGACUCUCCAGGCCUUGUUCAAGAACCAGAGUGAGGAGUUUGAGUCUGUGAAGGAGAGCGUUGUGGCUGGUUUGAGCUCCAGUGUCGCACUGUCUGACAAUAUGGAAGGACUGACUAAUGCUGUGGCCACCGCCUCCUCCAGAGUAGACCAGCAGGUUGCAUCUGUGGAGGCUCUUAAUGCCAAGAUACAAGGACAAGCCUCAGAGCUGGAUGAACUGAAAGAGUCUAUGCGCCUUCGUAAUGUUGCUCUUCAAACAAACAACCAGGAGAUUGCUGCAGUAAAGGAUCUUAUCAAGGCUGAGAAGGCCAUGCGGGCCCAGGCUUUACAAAGCAUAGUCAAUGCUGUGCAGAUGACUCUCGAUGAGCAGUUUUUCACUUCACAGACACUCCACAGCAGCGUCAUGGCUCAGCUGCAGACUUUUCACAGUCAGUUGGCGCACACUCCUUGGUCAUUGAAAUCUAAGUCAGAGGAGGAGAGCAUUGCAGCAGAGGAGCUCAUCCCCACUCCAGCACUGAAUUCUACUGAAGUGCAGGAGAACCAAGAAGAUGAUGAGAAAGAGGCUGAGCAGCAGGGAGCAGCAGAUUCAGCAGAAGAAGAGUCAGAAGAGGGGGAGGGAGAUCAGGAACAACCACCUCUGGAGCAGGAGAUGGUGACGGAUGUUGCAGAGGACAAGGAGGAAGAAGUAGUUACAGAGGAGGAGGAGGAGGAGGAGGAAGUUACACCAGAAGAGGAGGAGGACAUAACAGGACAGAGUGAGGAGCAGGUAGAAACUGAGGAGCCAGCAGAAGAGGAUGCUUCAGAAGAUAUGGUAGACGAUGCCAGUUUGGACAACUCUUCAGAGGAGGAGGAGGAAUCUGAAGAAGAAGUUGAGGAAAGCUGGGAUGCUGUAGAGGAAGAAUCAGCUGAAUUAAAUAUUGAUGUCAUGGAUGAGGGUGAGGAGGACGAGUAGUUAAAUACUUUAAUAGUUAAUAAAACUGUGAUUUUAUAAGUUAUAUAAAUAAUGGGAACCAUUUUUACUGCAGCUUUCACUGGUAGUAGCUAAGCUUCGUAGUAUUCGUUUUAUUCCACCUGUUUGGUCUACUAAUAAAUGAACUGUCAGGAAAACUGUCAGUUUUUGCUAUUUAAAGAUUUUUCUAAAACAAUGCUGAAUACUUAUAUAGAAUAUAGCUGUUAAAUUAUAUGUCAUCCAAAAAGAAAGUCAAAAAUCUAAAUUUUUACAAUUCCAGCUCCUUGAACAUGAGUACUUAAUGUUGUUUUGGUUAUUUUUUUGUUUAUUUGUGGGUUGUGGACAUAGCAAGACAUUUGAUGAUGUCAUUUUGGACUCCAAGAAAUACUGAUUGUCUCUUGGUGACUUUUUUUAUUCUCUGUGUACCAAAAAGAAAAUAAAGUCUUUAAAUUAAG
Notolabrus celidotus (New Zealand spotty) is the source of this 2050-nucleotide messenger RNA. Its product is annotated as neurofilament medium polypeptide-like. The record is from RefSeq and is a predicted model, not a curated record. The coding region runs from base 189 to 1598 and encodes 469 amino acids. Lineage: Eukaryota; Metazoa; Chordata; Actinopteri; Labriformes; Labridae. The transcript is spliced from 4 exons.